Molecule: messenger RNA, 4029 nt
Organism: Fundulus heteroclitus (mummichog)
Lineage: Eukaryota; Metazoa; Chordata; Actinopteri; Cyprinodontiformes; Fundulidae
Gene: tbc1d32
Product: TBC1 domain family, member 32
Exons: 34
Coding region: 90-3989 (1299 amino acids)
Biological process (GO): non-motile cilium assembly
Source: RefSeq, a predicted model, not a curated record
AAAAAAGGAAAAGUCGUUUCCAUAGAGACAUGGCUGUCCAUGGCAAGUGAUGCUAAAAGGCGAUUGCUGCCUCAUUAAAAGCUGCAACAAUGUCCCAGCUGACCGCUGAGGACGAGGCGCAGUUACAAACACUGCUCAAGCAGCUUCUGAGGAGCAUCAGUGACAAGAUCUCUGGAGCGCCGUCCCCUGAAUGUGCUGAAGAGAUUCUCCUCCACCUGGAGGAGACCGACAGGAAUUUCCACAACUACGAGUUUGUCAGAUACCUGCGUCAGCACGUGGAGAGCUCUCUGGGGACGGUGGUGGAGGAUGAAAUACAGAACCUGACCAGAGGAGGACAACAUGCUGUUGGAUCAGAACAGGAUACCUUGACUCACGCUGUGACUCAGAGAACAAGAGACUCGUCUCAGUACCAUCAGAUGAUCCAGACGUUAAAAAAUACCAUGAUGGUGGUUGUGGAGUCUCUGAUCAACAAAUUUGAGGAGGAGCAGCUGAGAAAGGAGGAAAUGCACCGAGAGCUGGAUCGCUGUCAGUCUAACAGCCAGUACGCCGACAACUGCUCAGACAGCGACUCCUCCUUCAACCAGAGUUAUGCAUUCAUCAGACAGGAGCAGCUGCAGGUCCUGGCUGAAAAACUGGACUCCAGCAAGCCUAAAGAGGUGCGUCGUGAAACUCUGCAGGCGCUCUGCUGUGCUCCUCCGUCUGAUGUGCUGAGCUGUGAGAGCUGGGGCACUCUGCGAAGGAACCUGUGUGCCGCUCUUACUGAGCCCGACCUCAGUGAGAAUGUGCUGCAGUUUUUUGCUAAAUGUUUCUCCUCGUCUCCGCUGAACGUGACCCGGGAGAUCUACUCCAGCUUGGCAAAGAGUGUGGAAUCAGCUUUUCUGUCUCAGAGGUCGAGCUUCUCUACUGGAUCAGCUACCGUUGACAUCAACAGUCCUCAGAUCAGUCGUCUUCUCAAGCAGAUUCGACUGCUGAACGAUUUCCAGAAGGAGGUGACCACCUUCUGGAUCCGUCACCCGGAGAAAUAUAUGGAGGAGAUCAUAGAGAGCACUUUCUCCCUGUUGUCCUUCCAUCAUGAACAAAGCUCAGCGGGAGCAGAGAAAACACUGGAGCCGGUCCACUUGCUGUCCUUACUGGAUAUUAAAGCUACCUGGUUCAAUAAAUGGAUGCAUGGCUAUUACAGCAGGACGGUGGUUCUCAGGCUCCUUGAGAAGAAAUACAAGAAUCUGAUUGUAGCGGCUCUUCAGCAGUGCUUGCUCUACAGUGAGGCCUGUGAACGGAGCACAAGUGAGGCCGCUGAUUCUCACGUGGAGGAGCCAAGGGACCUUGGUUUGCCACAGCAGAGCGUUUAUACCAGAAAGGAGCUGGAAUAUUCAUUCUUUGUCCACUCUCUGUGUGUCCUGGGUAAACUCAUCGUCUACACCAACGGGAGAAAACUCUUUCCCAUCAAGUUAAGGAAGCAUAGAGAUCCCGUUACUUUGACAGACCUGAUUGUCACCCUGAUUAACAUCAUGUAUCGACACCCCCGGCCUUUGAACAGCGAUGCCUCACUUACGGGCUCCCUGUCGCCCAGCUGUCUGGUGACGGAGGUGCUGUGGAUGUUAUGUGAGCGAACAGAAUGUGCUGCUGAUUGUCUUUACCAGACUCCUGUCAUUGAGACUCUGCUUGCACCUGUUGUUGCUCUCCUCAGUGGACAACAGACUAGCUUGAGGAGUCCUGCAGCAACACAGAUCCUCAUUGCUGACGUUCUGGCCCGCAUCGCAAACACUGACAGAGGAUUAGCGCUUUUCCUCUAUGAGAAGAACGUUGUUGUUGCCCACAGUGAAAGGACGUUUGCUGCUCACAUCAUCGUACAGUUCACCCUGAGGCUGCUGAAUAAUGCCCUGCCGUCACUGAGCGGAUCAGAUGCGUCUCAUGCGUUAUGUGGAGCUUUCAUCUUUGUCUGCAGGCAGAUGUACAACACCUGUGAGGGUCUGCAGGUCCUGCAAGCAUAUGGUCUACACAAAGCCAUUGCUGCUGCGUGGACAAAGACAAGUUCUCAAUCAGAAAGGAUCCCAACCCCAGUUUCUGGAGCCAGCACAGACACAUCAUUCCAAGAAACGUCAAACAUGGUCGCCUGGGAGGAGACUUUGUUGGGCAGUCUGCUGAACUUUGCUGCGACCCCUAAAGGCCUUUUGCUGCUGCAUCAGACGGGGGCAAUCAACGACUGUGUCUCCUACAUGUUCUCUCGCUUCACCAAAAAACUACAGGUGAGUCGCUGCGAGAAGUUUGGAUACGGCGUAAUGGUGACACAGGUAGCAGCGACUGCUCCAGGGGUUGCAGCUCUGCACAGCUCAGGUUUUGUCAGGUCGCUGGUUGUAGAGCUGUGGUCGGCGCUCGAAUGUGGAAGCGAUGAUUUCAGAGUCGUCCGUCCCAGACCAACACCCAUGGAGCCCAUAGACAGACGCUGCCUCAAGUCCUUCCUGUCGCUGGUCAACCUCCUGUCCUCCUCCUCCUCCGUGUGGGAGCUCCUGUGCCGACAGUCCCUGCCUAACAAGAGCGACUACACCCUGAGAGAAAUGCCGACCUCCAUACCUGAUUUGAUUGACAGGCUGAUUGCUGUGAAUUCAGAUGCGAAGAUCCAUUCGCUGUUCCACUACGAGCAGUCGCAUACGUUCGGCCUGAGACUGCUCAAUGUGCUCUGCUGCUGCUUGGACUCCUUCCUGCUGCUGGAGAGCCAAUAUAACAUCUGCGCCAUGCUGCUGCAGAGUCAGAGGGAAAACAUCGCUGACCAAGACACCGCAGAGGGGCCGAUCAUCAUUGACAGUCUGUCAGUGGAGAGGAAUCACGUGUUGGUUCGUGUUAAUGUGGUGGGAGGUCCGUCUGAGAGGAGGCUUCCCUCUCGAGCCCUAGAAGAGGGAGAACAUCCUUAUCCUUGGCCGAUGUUUUUAAGCUAUCCUCCACCACCCUGCUAUGUUCUUAACCUACAAGAUCUCCAAAAUAACACACAAGAGUGUGAGAUUAGUGCUUUUCUGGCUUCAGCGAAAGAACCAAAGAGAGAGGAGAGCUGGUUAGAGGUCUGCCGAAGACAUUUCUGCAGAGACAUAUUAUCAAGAUCCAACAGUUUAACUGGAAAGGUGCUGGCUGACCUUUUGGAGAAAGUUGUGGCCCAUCUAUCCAACUCUGCCUCAGACUGCUUCUUCUCUCCGGCUCAGUACAAAGCAGAGGAGAAAAAUGUGAAGAAUGUUGUCUUAUCAUCUGUGGAGCAGCUGGGAAUUAACACGUGCUUCCGGUAUGGCUGCUACCUCCAGAUACUACAGGAAGAUAGUCUGAGUGACUUGGAGCUGCUAAUAAAACACCUAAAGACCUUCCUGUCAACACAAAGAGUUAACACAUCUUCAGCUCUUGCCAGUCAGCAGGAUGGUUAUCCAGGCCAUGACUGGCUGGCCUCCACAGUUUUCCUCAUCAUGGCAGGAAACAUGGAGCGGUCCUUGCAUCUGCUGCUGAACCUGUCCUCUCAGCUGUCGUCUGCGUUCAUCUGGCCUGCAAGGACACACGCGUCGGUCCAUUUUCCUCAGCAAGUAGCUGAAUCGGGAAUCUCUCCCGUCUACUGGUGCACGGCUCAUUACGUGGAGAUGCUGCUGAAAGCUGAAGUCCCUUUGGUCCAUUCUGCCUUCAGGAUGUCUGGUUUCACUCCUUCACAGAUGUGCCUCCACUGGCUAACUCAGUGUUUUUGGAACUACCUGGACUGGACCGAAAUCUGCCAGUACAUCUGCACCUGUGUGGUGAUGGGUCCAGAUUACCAAGUUUACCUGUGUGUGGCUCUAUUCAAGCACCUGCAGCCUGAGAUCCUGGAGCGCACACAGUCCCAGGAACUCCAGGUCUUCCUCAAGGAGGAGCCGAUAGCGGGCUUCAAGUUCAGCAACUACCUGGAGUUUAUGAUGGGACUGGAGCGGAGCUACAGGAAAAUCGUUCUGACCGACAUGGAUAACAUCAGAAAUCCUCAGGAGUAGAAAACUGAACCCCGUUUAAGUUUUCCAAAAAAAAAAAAAA